GUCUCCGCCGCCGCCGCCGAAUCGAUGGCCGCGACACCGCCGGUGGCCAGGAAGGUGCCGCGGGAGCUGGCCGAGCACGGCGACGUCCGCGUCGACGACUACUACUGGCUCCGCGACGACGCCCGCGCCGACCCGGCCGUCCUCGCGCACCUCCGCGCCGAGAACGACUACGCCGCCGCCCUCAUGUCCGAUGCCAAACAGCUCGAGGACGAGAUAUUUGCUGAAAUCCGAGGAAGGAUCAAGGAAGACGAUACCGAUGCGCCUCUCCGCAAAGGGAAGUACUACUACUACAAGCGAACGUUGACCGGCAAGGAGUAUGCGCAGCACUGCUGCCGUCUUGUACCGACCGAUGGUCCUGUUACAGCCCAUGAUGUGAUGCCCACGGGGCCUGAUGCGCCUGCCGAGCACGUUAUUCUGGAUGAGAAUGUAAAGGCUGAGGGCCAUGAUUACUACAGCGUUGGGGCUUUCAAGGUCAGCCCCAGUGGCAAGCUAGUUGCUUACGCAGAAGACACUAAGGGUGAUGAAACCUAUACCGUCUUUGUCAUCGACGUGGAGAGCAGACAAUAUGUUGGGCAACCACUUAAAGGAAUUACUUCUGACAUUGAUUGGGCUGGUGAUGACUACCUUGUUUACAUAACAAUGGACGACAUUCUUCGGCCCGACAAAGUAUGGCUACACAAGCUAGGAUCUGAUCAGUUAGAUGAUAUUUGCCUGUAUCAUGAAAAGGAUAACACGUUUUCACUCGUUCUUCAAGUUUCUGAAAGCAAGCAGUAUUUAUUUGUUGAAUCUGGAAGCAAAAAUACAAGCUAUAUAUUCUACCUAGACAUACCCAAUCAGAGCAAGGAGCUUGUAGUUUUGACACCUCGUGUAGAUGGCAUAGAUACAACAGCUAGUCAUCGUGGAAACCAUUUCUAUAUUAAGAGGCGAAGUGAUGAGUUCUACAACUCUGAAUUGGUUGCUUGCCCAUUGCAUAAUGUAGCUGAGACCACUGUCUUGCUACCACAUAGAGAAAGUGUGAAAAUUCAGGACUUCCAGCUCUUUGAGAAUCACAUUGCUGUAUAUGAGCGUGAGAAUGGUCUACCAAAAGCAACUGUAUAUCGCCUACCAGCCACUGGAGAGGCAGUUGGGCAACUUCAGGGAGGACGGGCAAUUGACUUUGCUGACCCAGCAUAUGCAGUGGAACCUGAGACAUCACAAUUCCAUUCAAAUAUUAUUCGUUUUUAUUAUAGCUCAAUGAGGACGCCACCCUCUGUGUUUGACUAUGACAUGGAUACAGGAGUGUCGGUGCUGAAGAAAAUUGACACUGUUUUAGGUGGAUUUGAUGCGUCAAACUAUGUAACGGAGAGAAAAUGGGCUGCUGCUUCUGAUGGAACUCAGAUUCCCAUGACCAUUCUUUACAGAAAAGAUAUGGUGAAGCUUGAUGGCUCAGACCCCACGCUGCUAUAUGGGUAUGGCUCGUAUGAGAUAUGCAUAGAUCCGACUUUCAGGGGGUCUAGAUUCUCUCUGGUGGACAGGGGUUUUAUAUAUGUGAUAGCUCAUAUCCGUGGAGGUGGUGAAAUGGGCCGGAAGUGGUAUGAAGAUGGAAAGCUGUUCAAGAAGAACAAUACUUUCACUGAUUUCAUUGCUUGUGCUGAGCACUUGAUAGAAAACAAAUACUGUUCGAAAGAAAAGCUUUGCAUCAACGGGAGAAGUGCAGGUGGCCUAUUGAUGGGUGCUGUCCUAAAUAUGAGGCCUGACUUAUUCAAGGCAGCUGUUGCUGGGGUGCCUUUUGUUGAUGUUCUCACAAGUAUGCUUGACCCAACUAUCCCGUUUACUACAGCUGAAUGGGAGGAGUGGGGCGAUCCAAGAAAAGAAGAAUACUAUUAUUACAUGAAGUCGUAUUCUCCUGUUGAUAACGUAAAAGCACAAGAGUACCCCCACAUUCUAGUCACUGCUGGCUUAAACGAUCCUCGCGUGAUGUACUCGGAGCCUGCUAAAUUCGUGGCAAAGCUGAGGGAGCUGAAAACGGACGACAAUCUCCUGCUAUUUAAGUGCGAGCUCGGUGCUGGGCACUUCUCCAAGUCAGGGAGAUUCGAGAAAUUGCGAGAAGACGCCUUCACUUACGCGUUCAUCCUCAAGGCGCUGGGCAUGACUCCUCCAACAAAGGCUUCUGGUGUUGAGCAGGUACAAAAAUAUGAGCUGCCAGAUAGUCAUAGAUUUGCAGCAUAUAUUGCAUUGAAAGCACUCAGCAAAAACAAAAAAAUUCAGAAGACAGACAAAGAAAAUGUAGCUGAUCUUCUGAAAACAAGUGUAAGAACUAUCGAAAGGAUAUGGAAGAAGGCAAACGAUCAGCUUGCAAGAGGGGAAGAGGUUGAUGUUUCCAAUAAAAAGAAGGGGAGAUGCGGUAGAAAGAGGGCAGACCUUGGUCUCUCAAGAAUAUCUUCUAUUCCUCCCGAGAAAAGGUCUACAUUGAGGGCACUUGCUAGGGCUUUGGAUAUACCCCAUUCUACGUUGCACAAUAGGCUCAAAUGGGAAAAAAAUAAGGCUGCCACAGAAGCAGCCUCAAGCAAAAAUAGCUCAAGCAAGUGAAAUGUUAUCACAACACAUCAGCCCGGGUUGUAAUUUAAGUGUAGCUUCCUAAAAGUCAUAUCUGGCAGAAGAAGAGGGUUACAGUACAAGAUUCAACUUCAUUAGACAAGUAAUUGAUUGACUUUUGCGUGGUGUGUGAUAGUGUGGGCUCUAGUGUCGGGAUCAAACAAUGUACAUUACAGUAUAUACAAGUCCUGGAGUAUCAAUUGUCAUGUGUAGAAGGUUAUCAUAAUCUGCUCUUCUUCUCUUGACAAGUGUUGUCGACAUGAUCUGUACGCAUGGAGCGACGGGAGAUAUAUUUUGUCAAAUAAUGCAUGUAUGCAUACCAUCUGCACGUGUAUGAUAAUCACGUGGC
Messenger RNA from Lolium rigidum, 2923 nucleotides. RefSeq names its product protease 2-like. The coding region runs from base 25 to 2568 and encodes 847 amino acids. NCBI's taxonomy places the organism in Eukaryota, Viridiplantae, Streptophyta, Magnoliopsida, Poales, Poaceae. Gene Ontology annotation, biological process: proteolysis. The record is from RefSeq and is a predicted model, not a curated record. The transcript is spliced from 12 exons. Gene Ontology annotation, molecular function: serine-type endopeptidase activity. Gene Ontology annotation, cellular component: cytosol.